Messenger RNA from Ictalurus furcatus (blue catfish), 3996 nucleotides. Its product is annotated as alpha-N-acetylgalactosaminide alpha-2,6-sialyltransferase 1-like. NCBI's taxonomy places the organism in Eukaryota, Metazoa, Chordata, Actinopteri, Siluriformes, Ictaluridae. Gene Ontology annotation, molecular function: sialyltransferase activity. The transcript has 9 exons. The record is from RefSeq and is a predicted model, not a curated record. Bases 959 to 2263 code for a protein of 434 amino acids.
AGCCGCCUCUGGUGUUUAUUUUUGUUGUUGGUGAUGUCGCUGACUAUUGUUUUUGGGUUUUUCUUCAUAGCUCUCACAAUGUUUCUGUCAUCAACAACUGCUGUUGUUUUCCUUGGUCGAUCUGUUCCCCGUCUGGCUGUCAGUACAGCAUUGGUUUCCUUCUUUUUCAGGACAUUCCAGAUUGUUCUAUUGGCUAUGCCCAAUACUUGUCAAAUGGCUCUGAUAGAUUUUCUCUCUUUUUCUCAGCUUCAAAAUGGCUUGCUUUUCUCCCAUAGACAGCUCUCUGAUCUUCAUGUUGGUUUAUCCUUCAUAACAAAUAUGGUCUUCACAGGUGAAAUCUAGGGCUCAAACCACGAGUACACAUUCAGAGCUAUUAAUUCUUUAAACAAUCAAUGUAACAGGUCACAACCGGGCAGCAAAAAACACCUCUCAGGUACGUGUUCCGAUAUUUCUGAUCACUUGCAAAAUUGGGUGGGUUCAACACACAUCUGGAUGUAAAUAUGAGGACAUGAUCUUGCUGUUCCGACACUUUCGGAGAGGACUCUUCAUCUGUUCAGUUUAUGUCAGACUACUUUGCAGGUCCCUGUGUUAACAGAAUCUAAUUAUUAUGGCAGAAUCAUGAUUUCGUUCAGUGUUGAGUCUGUAAAAAUGCAGUAUGACAAAUCUGCUCAUGAAAAUAUAUCAUAUUUCAUUCAAUAAUACUGUAUUAGUACGUGUAAAAUCUCUUAGAGUUUAAAUCUCUAAGAGAUUUAAUGAGUCUUACAGAGUCAUUAACUCUUAAUGAGUAGGUUUAAGCAAUACAUUUGUAAUAACUUACUGUACCGUCACAUGUGCACGUUACAAAUUUGCAUUGGUGUAGACCACACUUGUCCCUCUGUGGAGGCAGAUAUAAAGCCACUCAGCAUCACACACCCUUAUAUUCAAACAAGUCUCAUAUAGGGCAAGGCAACCCUGAACUAUGCAGAUCCAAGUAGUCACCGUUGCAGCAUUGCUGUUUUGCUGUGGACUGAUAUAUGUGGUCAUUUGGAACAGGAUGUCUAGUUCCUAUGUAGACCAUCAUCCGACAAGGAAACCGCAAUUCUUUUGGGGAGCGCUUAUAACCCCUACUGUGACGCCGUUGCUGAAUUUGUCUUCUGGAAAAACAACGGAAGGAGCGUCGGUGAAUCGUGCGACUUUAAGGACGUCGGAGCUUAAACAUCCGAUCAACAUAACUCCAAUUCCCAUCCUCUAUAAGAAAAAGUUCACAAAGUUGCCCAAGUGGGACUUCGAUGAGGUCUAUAUGCAGAGGAGUGAAGCACGACGGCCGGUCUGUUCAAAGUCUCUCCAGAACUCCAAAGAUAAAGAGUUUCAGGAGGCUGCGAUGUGGAAUAUCCAGCUUUGGCUUCACAACGGCCACCUCAAUGUGAGCGAGUGGAACCGUAUGGCGCACUUCAACAACCCGUAUGGGUUUAUGGAAUAUAAUUAUACCGACAUCAAAAGGUCAGUCGAUUUGAUCCCGAAGCCUAAAUACUAUCAGCUUUUACCAGUGCCCAGUGGGUCAACCGAUGGAUGCAUUCGCUGCGCUGUAGUUGGCACCGGUGGCAUUCUCAACGGCUCCAGAAUGGGCACCGAGAUCGACUCUCACGAUUACGUCUUUCGAGUGAACGGAGCGGUCACCAAAGGCUUCGAGGAAGAUGUUGGAAAUAAAACCUCGGUGUACGUGCACACGUCGUUCUCCUUAAGUCAGUCUAUUAUAGGACUGGGAAAGUACGGCUUCAAACGCAUUCCACAUGACGAGGGAAUUAUAUACGUAAUGAUUCCGGAGGGUCUCAGAGAUUUCGAGUGGCUUGAAGGCCUCCUGGGGAAAAAGAGGAUGACGUACGGAUCCUACAAAGGUUACAGGCCGUUUACCUUCUACAGCGACCGGUUCCGAGAGGAUAAAUUUUAUGUCCUUCAUCCUGACUUUCUAAGAUACAUUCGGACCAGAUUCCUGCCAUCUAAAACUCUGGAGACGUCACACUGGGCAAUAUACCGACCGACCAAUGGAGCGUUCACGUUGUUCUUAGCUCUUCACACCUGUGAUAUCGUAAAUGCGUAUGGAUUCAUCACUGCAGACCACAGCAAAUACCCCAACUAUUACUUUCACAGAAACACAAAAUCCAGAGUCAUUUUUUACAUCAAUCAUGACUAUAAUGUGGAGAUUAAAACCUGGAAGAAGCUGCAUGACGCUGGAAUCAUCAACCUUUACCAAAGACAGGAAAAACCGAACCCGACUGUGACUUAAUGAACACUUAUUUCUGUAUUACUGUAUAUACAUGCACUUAGGUAAAUACAGCUAGGGCAGAGACGUCCAGUGUAUUUUUUAAAAACAUUUUUUUAAAUCAUUUGUUGUUUUUUUUGAUAAUAUAAUAUGGCUGUGUUACUUACAGAAUUAGUGGGUCAUUCAAGUUUUGUUCCACAAUGUGGAAAAGUUGUGCUUCAGCUGUUUUUCCCCCUCUUUGAUUUCAACCUAAUUAAAAUAUGUUUCCUGGGGAAAAAAAAUAAAAUAAAAAAAAAAUUCAUCAUAUAUCCAAAACAGUCAGGGCAUUUUUAGUUACUGUCUGAUCUUUUCUUGUUCUAAUUAUAUACAAGUAUUGCAUAGUAAAAAUGACCGUAUAAAUAUAACACUUAAAAUAAACUCUGUUUCUACUUUGAAAACAAUAUGAAUAUUUCUGCAUUUUCCGCAAAUUAGUCUAUAACCCAGUAAUUAUGGCUUUCUGCCAGCAGGUGGCGCUUUCAGACUAUAGCAUCUGCAGAGUUUUUUUUUUUUUUUUUAACGAUUUGUGGAAGCAUGCAAAUGAGUUUGACCUUUAAGUUAGACAUCUGUAUAGGUAAACAAUGAUCUUGAAUUAUACACACACACACACACAUAUGUAUAUAUCAGCCAUAACAUUAAAACCACCUCCCUUAUAUCGUGUAGGUCCGCCUUGUGCCACCAAAACACCUCUGACCCAUUGAGGCAUGGACUCCACCAGACCUUUGAAGGUGUGCUGUGGUAUCUGGCACCAAGACAUUAGCAGUAGAUCCUUUAAGUCCUGUAAGUUGUGAGGUAGGGCCUCCGUGGAUUGGACUUUUUUGUCCAGAACAUCCCACAGAUUCUCGAUCAGAUUGAGAUCUGGGGAAAUUGGAGGCCGAGUCAACGUCUUGAACUCUUUGUCAUGUUCCUCAAACCAUUCCUGAACAAUUUUUGCAGUGUGUCAGGAUCCAUUAUCCUGCUGAAAGAGACCACUGACAUUAGGGAAUACUGUUGCCAUGAAAGGGGUGUACUUGGUCUGCAACAAUGUUUAGGUAGGUGGUACAUGUCAAAGUAACAUUCAUAUGAAUGCCAGGACCUAAGGUUUCUCAGCAGAACAUUGCCCAGAGCAUCACACAAGCCUCCGCCGGCUUGCUUUCUUCCCAUAGUGCACCUUGGUGUCUUCUCUUCCCCAGGUAAGUGACGCACACACACACACACCGGACUGCCACACGAUGUAAAAGAAAAUUUCUCAGACCAGGCCACCUUCUUCCAUUGCUCCAUGAUCCAAUUCUGAUACUCAUGUGCACAUUGUAGAAGCUUUUGGCAGUGGACAGGGGUUAGCAUGGGCACUCUGACUGGUCUGCUGCUAUGCAGCCCCGUACGCAGCAAGCUAUAAUACACUGUGUGUCCUGACACCUUUCUAUCAAUGCCAGCAUGAACAUAGACCAGACGGGCUAGCCGAGCAUCAAUGAGCCUCGGGCGCCCAUGACCCUGUCACCGGGUUACCGGUUGUCCUUCCUUGGUCCACUUUUGCUAGGUACUCAUCACUGCAUACCGGGAACACCCCACAAGACCUGCCGUUUUGGAGACCCAGUCGUCUAGAAAUCAUGAUCCGGCUUGCCCAUUUUUCCUGCUUCUAACACAUCAACUUCAAGAACUGACUGUUCGUUUGCUGCCAUUGUAAUGAGAUCAUCAAUGUUAUUCACUUCCCUUGUUCAUGGUUUUAAAGUUAUGGCUGAUCU